Messenger RNA from Pleuronectes platessa (European plaice), 5790 nucleotides. It is a transcript of the gene six5, whose product is annotated as SIX homeobox 5. Gene Ontology annotation, molecular function: RNA polymerase II cis-regulatory region sequence-specific DNA binding; DNA-binding transcription factor activity, RNA polymerase II-specific. Gene Ontology annotation, biological process: regulation of transcription by RNA polymerase II. Gene Ontology annotation, cellular component: transcription regulator complex; nucleus. The coding region runs from base 17 to 2875 and encodes 952 amino acids. The transcript is spliced from 3 exons. The record is from RefSeq and is a predicted model, not a curated record. Lineage: Eukaryota; Metazoa; Chordata; Actinopteri; Pleuronectiformes; Pleuronectidae.
AAAAGUUAAAGUAAAAAUGGCUUCCUUGUCUUUGGAGCCCACAGAACAAUCCGAAAACAGCCCAGAGGAGCCGACGGCCCCGGAGCCCAAAGCGGAGCAAGACGCGGUCCAAGUUGCGGAAGAAUUGCUCCAAAGUUUCCAGAAGUCAGCUCUGAGUUUUUCCACGGACCAGGUCUCAUGUCUGUGCGAGGCCCUCCUGCAGGCGGGCAAUGUGGAUCGCCUGUGGAGGUUUCUCUCCACCAUACCUCCUUCGUCCGAGCUGCUACGUGGCAACGAGACUCUGCUGAAGGCCCAGGCUCUGGUGGCUUUCCACCGGGAGGAGUUCAAGGAGCUGUACGCCAUCCUGGAGAGCCACGACUUCCACUCGUCCAACCACGGCUUCCUGCAGGACCUGUACCUGAAAGCCCGCUACAAGGAGGCGGAGAGGUCCCGGGGCCGCGGCCUGGGCGCAGUGGACAAGUACCGGCUGAGGAAGAAGUUCCCUUUACCCAAAACCAUCUGGGACGGAGAGGAGACGGUGUACUGCUUCAAGGAGAAGUCCCGGAACGCCUUGAAGGAUUGCUACAAGAACAACCGCUACCCCACACCGGACGAGAAGAAGAACCUGGCCAAAGUCACCGGACUGUCCCUCACACAGGUCAGCAACUGGUUCAAGAACCGCAGGCAGAGGGACAGGACCCCGUCGGGCACCCACAGCAAAAGUGGGUCUGAUGGAAACCACAGCUCCGAGGACGAGGCGAGCGCCAUGGACGACACCCCCGACAAACCGGAGGAGGCUGCUAUCCCCGCAGGGUCCAUCAUCUCUCUCUCUGCAGUCCCCUGCAGCACGGGAGGCCAGCUCAUCCUCAAUGGCUCCAGUGGCUUCCUCACGACCUCUCAGCCAUUGCUGCUCAAUGGCAAUUCCCUGAUCUCCAGCACCGGCGCUGGUGUCAUAAUUAACGGGCUGAGCUUGGGCGAUUGCCAGACAGUCACACUGAGUCCUGUUACAACCAGCCCUCCUUUGAUGCUGAACGGGGCUCAAGUCAUAACCAAAUCCAGUAUGGAUGUGCAGCAGCAACAUCACGCAGCUUCUUUGGCAGAGCAGGUAUCUGCCAUGGAAGCCAAAGCAAGCAGUCUUCCAGCUGCCGUUCUCAGCACCAACACCACUCCAGUCUCAAACCAUCCAUCUGUCAUCUCGCUUUCUUUUCAAACCAAGACAAAGAGUGUUAAUGAAAUCGAUUACAUCAGUGGGCAUGACUCGGAGGGAAGCAGCCAGACAGUGUCUUCCUCCUCUUCAUCUUUAUCUCCCUCUUCACCAACUCUGUCCUCCCCAAGCAGUUUCCCUUCGCUGGUCUUAACACAGAACCUCCAGGAGUCCCUCGCCCUCCCAGCCUCUAUGUCGUCUGCAGGCCUGGUCAUCUCCAGUACUGCUGUGCCUUUCUCCAGUCACCAGAGGGAGGGCGUCGUUUUUUCCAGCACCCAGUUAAAUCCCUCUAUCUCUGUGGUUUCCUCCAGCAGCGCCAUCCCUCAGGUCUUCUCUCUGCCCCAGGUUGUGCCUUCCAUCCAGGGUAUACCGGUAUCCCAGCUUGUCCAGCACUCUUCAGGAGCCCAGGUGUCUCAGUGCCCUCAGUUGGUACCAGUAUCGUCUCUCACAUCAACAGCUCCUCAGUUUCAAAGCCCCUUGACAGUGACCACAGGCAGCAGACUGCACCAGCAGCAGCAGCAGGAUGCUUCAACAACUAGAAAUAUAUUCUCCCUCUCACAGCUUAACAACAGUCAGCUGCAUCAGCAGAUAGCACACCAACUGGGCGACCAGACCACAAACUCCACACCCAUCAAAAUCCAUGCCCCACAUGUCAUGUCCGUCUCCUCCCCAACACAAAUGGUUCAAGUCCCCCAGUCCAAAUAUACCACAGCGACACAGUUAGUCCCGCUCUCCAUGCCCCAGCUGGUCCCUGUCUCCUCCAUCCAGACCUCCCCCACAUUCUCUUUCCCCCAAGUGGUCCCUACCAGUUCCUCUCUCUCUAUGCCCUCUGCUGGAGUGCCCUUACAGAUCCUGACCUCAGCCCCUGCAGCUGGGGCCGCGAUGCAGGGUCCUGUCAGGAUAAACCAGCUGAGGCCUAUUCAGAGCGUGGGUUCCCCGACCAGCAUGGCCCCAGGUGUGCAACUCCUCAACUCUGGGAUCAUCCAGCUGCCCUCUGCUGCUCCAGGUAACCUGCUCCUCGGUGGAAGCCCCUACCUGAGUGUCCAGCAAGGCAAGCUGAUUCUGACCAUCCCUGCAGGCAUUCAACUCACCAGCUUGCCCUUGAAACCAGUCUCAGAAGCUCCAACCAUCUCCACUAAUUGUAUAUUGAGCCCCGCUCUCACCCCCUCCACCCCUCCUGUGUCCUCCCAGCCGCCCACCACCUCAGGUCAAACCCCCAGUGGCCUCACAUUAUCUCCUCUGAACUUCAUUAACUCCUCACCACCAUACUACACUCCAGAGAAUGGGGUUGCGACCAGCCUGACACCUGCCAUCUCCUCCCUUCAUACUCUGGACCAUUCAGUCACCCCCAUGCUGCCAAAUGCUCUUACCCCAGAGAGCAUGCUCACCCUCAGUCCCAUGUACAGUGGAAUCACAGCCAACACCCACUUGUCCCAGCCAGUGUGGAGCCCCUUGCCCCUAUCCACAUCGGCCAAUCUAACUCUGUUCGAUGUCCGCGGCAAGGGGGACCUACCUGUAGACCCGGCUCUGUUAGGCCUCCCUGGAGGAGAGUCGCUGCUUCUGGGAAGCCCCUCUCCAGAGCAGGACGUGGAUGUCGGCUCACCUCUCGGGAAUCCAGAGGACAUGGAUGGGGACUCAAAGAUUCUUACUCAGCUCCAGUCUGUCCCUGUGGACGAUGAGUUGGGCUUGUGAAACCCAAUGAGGCCAAAAAAACAAAACCAUGCAACAAACAGAAGGUUAGAGACCCUGCUGUUUGUUUUUAUUUUUCUAAAAGAUUUUAUUCAACAUUGUGUUGUCUUUUACAGUAAACUGAGGUUCAGACACGUACAAUGAGUCUCUCAGUGGGGCCUGAAGCCAUCAAGGUCUUUGCUGGCACUUUUGAGACAAACCCUCUGCAGCUCUAUUUCACAUGGAUUGGAAAUAGUGAUGAUAUUCAUCUGCUGGUUCAGACACACAUCCGUCUGCUUGGCCCAGUUACAGGUCCUGUAAAAAUCAUACAAAGCAUCACGGCUCUGCAGAAACACUAAGAUGUUCUCUGCAAUUCUAUGAACUGCGUACAAAGUACAGCUGUCGCUGGGAAAAAAGAUGCCUGGGGUUUUUCUCUGGCAGUGGAAGUUGUUCACUGAGGAUCCACCACACAAUAACUACACAGUGAACCGGACUCUCUGGCUAGAGGACAAGUCUUGAAAUAUUUUCCUGACUGUACAAGACUCAAGAGAAUCAGGAGUUAGGUUUUCUUUUUGUUGCUUGAACCCUGAACACAUUGUUCUACCAACACUCCAGGAACUCCCUGAAGUUUUAUUCUUCAAAAGAUGGCUUGAGUUGAGUUGGACGAGCUUUAUGUGAAUCAGCUGAGAUUUGUUUUCCUCAACUAUUAUAUUCUCAAGGAUGAUACAAUGUUUUAUGCAUACAUGUUACUGGAUUCUAGGUUUAAAGAAGGAUCUAGUCAUUUUUCAACCUGGGUAAGAAAUGUCAACUAAAAGCGCUUUUUUCCCCCCAAUUCAAUUUUCGAAUGUUAUUCUAGGUUUUUGCUAAGACUCUGGCAGCAUUACAUAUGUCUCGCUCAACACACAGUUUCACUUGCAAACCUUGCAGCAGCUUGUACCUUCUCUCUUUUUGCCUCUUGCACUCGCUCUUCGAUUUGUUGGAGCUCUUCGUCCGUAUACUCCAGCUCAAACACGUACUUCAUCAACAUUUCCCACAUCAGAAAAAGAUUCAGCCAUAAACGUUUAUCUUAGUGAAAUCCAAACUCUUCUCCCUUUCUCUUUCUCUCUCACUAAUGUUUCAAGUACGUCUUCCUGCAACAAGUCAAGUCUCAUGAGACAGUGAGAGCUCUUGUCAUGUGUAUCAUAUGUUAUGUUGCCAGAUUCUUAGAAAGGGCCCAUAAAACCAAUUUAAGCCCUUUAUUGGUUAACAAAGUGACUUUAGUGGAUAUUUCCCGGACUGUCACAGUUGCCCCAUUAGAUUACAUUGUAGCCACUCCCGCCAUGUUGGCGGGUGCAGGCAGAUACAAUCUACUGCACCAAAUUUGUGGUAUUUGUAAGUAUUAUUUGCAUGUACUCAAUGGAUUCAGUUUACGUGUCAAACAUUUGCACACUCACAUUCAUUAACAUGGAGCCCAGUUUGAAAAAUGCAGGAAUUCCCCUUUAUAGAUCAGCCUACUUCCAUUUUAUCAGUAAACUGUUUUAAAUGACUAAAUGCAGUUUUCACCUGAGGACGCUGCUCUGCAUUAGUAAAGAAUAUGCCACAGGAAAUAAAAGGGUUUAUACUCUAUGCAAUGUGUUUAGUACUUUAUAGGACACUAAGCGACACAGUGGCAGAGUCAAAAGGUCGGUGCUCUUGGGAGAUGAAAAGGAGCUUUGAAAUACUGAGCUUUUAUUAAGAAUCAUUACACUAAAACGUUUGCUGUGACCCCACUAAGUGACACUUACUGUCACACGCAUCCAAAAUCUGUUAAUAUCGACAAGUGCCUUAUUUUAAAACUUCGAGGUUUUUAAAAAUGUUUUUACGUCCACGUUUCUGUAACACUUUGAUCUAUAUUGAAAACCUAAUGUGAUAGUUUUGUUUGUAUAGUCAAACCUGUCUCCUCUUAUUUUUGUAUAUUUUGCACAUUUCAUUCACACAAUGUUUACGCUGUGUUGUGUUGUUGCCGUGAUGUUAUGACAGUGGUGCAACUCAUAGUCUGUUUGGAAAAGUCUUGUUUUUUUCUUAAAUGGGAAAUUGUAAUCUCUAAUUCCAUGAAAAGGUCAAUCAGAAAACAGAAUAAUGAAAUGAUUUAAACGGAUGGAAUUGCUCCUUCAGUUAAAACCUGUCUGAGAUUUAAACUGUCAUAACACAGGUAGCAGUCAAAUCUUUGGCCAAUUAAGGUACACGAAAAUAUACUUCAGUGUUGCAUGUAGUUACAGUUAUGGCUUAUGUGUUGUUUUCUUUAUUAUGGUAUGUUUGUUGUUUGUCUAUUUUGUACAUUUAAUCUAUUUAAAGCAUGUAUCAAUCAGUUUUUUUGUUUUUACUGAGAAAAUGAAUCAUUGGGGAAAGAGAGAGGAUAGGAAAUGAUAUUCAUUUUCACUUGGAACGUCACAUUGUUGCUCAAACUGAGGUUUCACAAUCUCAGACUACAGGUAUUAAAUCAAUUUUGAGGUCAUUAUCAAAUGGUGUUACCCCCCCUCUAGUAAUAAAUUUGAAAGUUGUUUGUUAGAUAGUUAAAUGGCUCAGACAAAUCAAUUGUAGUGUGAAUUUUACUGAUCAGUUAUCAGUUAGGGGUAAAGGGAAAUGUGCUCUUCAUAUAUGAUUGUAGCUUGCAUUUGGUUAUUUGAGCCAUUUCUUGCCAAAGUAUGUCAGUAAAAGCCAAUGAGGGCACAUGCACAUCUGUGGCCCUGCGUUUUUGUAGUGUGGCAUUCGUUUUGUACUCUCCUUCCUGUCACAUCACGAUUAUGACUCCAGAUGUAACCAAAGAUAUUGUAUGUUGAUCAACUUUUUUUUUAAAGCUAUGAAAGGGAUCAUGUGUGUCUGUCGUACAAGGGUUUUUGUUCUCUCAUAUUUGUUUUGUAUUCAAAUGCAUUCUAUUUUUUAUAUUAUAUGAUAUUGUAAUAAACAACAUUUAAAAGAUG